Messenger RNA from Emericellopsis atlantica, 594 nucleotides. RefSeq names its product NUKM subunit of mitochondrial NADH:ubiquinone oxidoreductase. Gene Ontology annotation, molecular function: 4 iron, 4 sulfur cluster binding; NADH dehydrogenase (ubiquinone) activity; quinone binding. Lineage: Eukaryota; Fungi; Ascomycota; Sordariomycetes; Hypocreales; Bionectriaceae. The transcript has 3 exons. Gene Ontology annotation, biological process: electron transport coupled proton transport; mitochondrial respiratory chain complex I assembly; aerobic respiration. The record is from RefSeq and is a predicted model, not a curated record. Bases 1 to 594 code for a protein of 197 amino acids.
AUGUUCAGAACCCGACUUGCGCAGGGUGAGUACGCGAACCUCCGUCAACUCGUUUCAUCUGGACAAGAAGGUGGACAAAGAAACCACCCGGCAGCUUUGACUGCCGACGUGAAGCCAAGCAGCGUUGUCGAAUAUGCCUUAACAACUUUCGAUCAACUGGCCAAUUGGUCCCGCAACGGAUCCAUGUGGCCUUUGACAUUUGCACUGGCCUGCUGUGGUAUCGAAAUGAUGCAUGUGUCCAUGCCCCGCUACGAUCAAGACAGGCUGGGCAUUAUCUUCCGUGCCUCGCCUCGGCAAGCGGAUGUGAUGAUCGUCGCUGGAACAGUGACCAACAAAAUGGCGCCAGCCGUGCGCCAGGUCUACGAUCAGAUGCCUGAGCCACGAUGGGUUAUCAGUAUGGGAUCCUGCGCCAAUGGAGGAGGCUACUACCACUAUAGCUACAGUGUGGUAAGAGGUGUCGACCGCAUUCUCCCUGUCGAUAUUUAUGUUCCAGGCUGCCCGCCAACUGCAGAAGCGCUCAUGUAUGGCAUUUUCCAGUUGCAGCGGAAGAUCAGGGGCAACAGGCCUUCCAGGAUAUGGUACCGCAAGAAAUGA